Messenger RNA from Closterium sp. NIES-65, 1380 nucleotides. Lineage: Eukaryota; Viridiplantae; Streptophyta; Zygnematophyceae; Desmidiales; Closteriaceae. The record is from the annotation of a GenBank genome assembly.
AUGGCGUCAGCAUUGACUCACAUCGGAGCAACGCGUCUCGCCACCAUUCGUCCAGAGCCCACCGCCACUCUCAGAACUCCCGCGAGCCAGCCUUCGUCCUUAACAUGGUUACCACCAGCCGGUAUACGCCACUCUGUGUCGCGAGUUUCCGCUGAUCUCGUCGGGGCGCGGCCCAGUCACGGCUGGCCGCACGGAGGCAACCGCUCGGCGCGCUUAGAGGUGACGGCGAGGGCGGGAGGCGCGCGGCCGCGGCCCGCUGGUGCGCGGCCGUCGCAACGGCCGCCGAUGAGACGGCAGCAGCAACAGACGGAGGAUAAGGACGGACCGCUGAUGAACAGUGAUAUCAGGGUGCCCACGCUGCGGCUGCUGGCAGAGACCAGGCUCUGGCGUGCUGCGGCGUGCUGCGGCGUGCUGGGGUGUACUGGGGUGUGCUGGGGUGUACUGGGGUGUGCUGGGGUGUGCUGGGGUGUGCUGGGGUGUGCUGGGAUGUGCUGGGGUGUGCUGCUGCGAUUCCACCCAGAGGUGAUGAUAGCAGCGGAUGCCAAGCCGCCUGUGGCACGAAUCAUGGACUACAGCUUCUCUACCCUUUUCCCCUCCUCCACUUUUCCCUCCUGCAACUUUCUUCUCGCCCAUCGCCCCUCCCCACCCAACCCCUUCCCUGCUCCGGCCAUUUGUCUAGUAAGGCAUGCGUCCACUUGUCGUGCCGACAUACCUGUAAAACAUCGACACGGGGCGAUUACAAGGUACAACAUUGACACGGGGGACUACAACGUGCGCCUCAAGCAGGCGCUCAAAUUCCUGCACGAUGGCGAUAAGGUGAAGCUGACGGCGCAGUUCAGAGGGCGCGAGAUGGAGUUCAAGGAGCUGGGGGUGAAGCUCUUUGAGAAGUUCCAACACGACGUCGCUGAGCAUGGUGUGGGCUGUGUUGCCUUCACCUGUGGGCACACUCUUGACCACUCACCUUCUUCCCUCUGCCCUGUUGCUCCCUCCCUGCAGCUGGCGAUAGUGGAGUCGAAGGCGCAUCUGGAGGGGCGAUCGCUGGCGAUCGUGGAGUCGAAGGCGCAUCUGGAGGGGCGGUCGAUGCACAUGGUACUGGCGCCCAACAAGGCCGUGCUGCAGCGCAUGGCUGCCGCCGAGGAAAAGAGCCGGCGGGCGGCGGAAAGGAGCAAGCGUGCCGAGACGCGUGGAGUGGUGUCUGGGAGUGAGAGUGACGGGGGGGAGAGUGGGGGGGAGAGUGAUGGGGAGAGGCGAUGGGGAGGAGGUGGUGGAGGUUGUGAAAGAGAAAAGUGGGCGGCAAUAGGUGAUGUGGAAAAUUUGGGUGAAGAAAACGAAACGAAAUGCAUAUUUUUGGAGAUAAGCUAUAAUGGUAGUUUUUGGUAG